Crotalus tigris (Tiger rattlesnake) is the source of this 4326-nucleotide messenger RNA. RefSeq names its product zinc finger protein 567-like. Gene Ontology annotation, biological process: regulation of transcription by RNA polymerase II. The transcript is spliced from 5 exons. Bases 2800 to 3861 code for a protein of 353 amino acids. Gene Ontology annotation, molecular function: RNA polymerase II transcription regulatory region sequence-specific DNA binding; DNA-binding transcription factor activity, RNA polymerase II-specific. Gene Ontology annotation, cellular component: nucleus. NCBI's taxonomy places the organism in Eukaryota, Metazoa, Chordata, Lepidosauria, Squamata, Viperidae. The record is from RefSeq and is a predicted model, not a curated record.
CUUGGUGCUCUCUGAGCUUGCUUGUUUUCUUGGAGACGUUUCAUUACCGAACUAGGUAACAUCAUCAGUGCUGGUAAGGAAUGCAGUUUGCUAUCAGUUUAUAUUCUAAUGGCUUCUUGCCCUCUCAGUGUUGGUGGAGGUGGUCUUAGAGAUUCUUUGGUUGGGCUAUUUGCUUCUUUUGGCAGUUUCUCGAUUGGGGUAUUCUUUGCUUGAUUGUUGGCCUGAUAUUAGCCUUGGAGUUAACCUAUGCUGAUCUGAGUGCUGACUGCUGGUGGAGAGGUGCUUGGGUCUUUUUGUUCUCUUUUGGGCUGGGGGAAGGUAUAGUGUCUCCUCCUUGAGCAGGGGGGUUGGACUAGAAGACCUCCGAGGUUCCUUCCAGCAAUGAUGAUAAUGAUGAUGAUGAUUAAACAAAGUGAAGACGGUCAAAGAAACCCAUUUCCCAUUUUCUGGAGAAGCCACUGACUGAUCUCUUGUGUUUCUUCCUCCCCCACCAGACUAGAAGAUCUCCCCCCCCCCAAGGUCCCUUCCAGCUAUGAUGAUGAUGCUCCAACACUGGAAGUUUUUAAGAAGAGACUGGACAGCCAUUUGUCCGAAAUGGUGUAGGGUUUCCUGCCCGAGCAGGGGGUUGGACUAGAUGAUCUCCAAGGUCCCUUCCAACUUUACUACUAUUAUUAUUAUUUAUGAUGAUGAUGAAAGCAACAAACCUUUUGUGGUUUUAGUGGGAUUUCAAUCCUUUCCGCAUAAUUAUUCGCCUGACUGUCCUUGCAGGUUUGACCUUGUGGUUGGAGGGGGAGGGAACUUAUUGAAAACCUUUUGAGAAUUGAGGUGAAGUUCCACCUUUACAAAUACAUAAAAAUGGGGGCUCUUCAUGGUUGUUGCUCCCCUCCCAUUUCCACUCCACUUAAUGUGGGUCUGCAAGAAUGUUUUUUGCCUCUUUUGAAUCGGCUGCCUUCUUUCUUUAUGGAUGGACAGUUGAACAGAAAGCCAGCUGCGCAGAGGAUGGAAAAAGCUCAACAAUUAGGCAAAGGGAGAUGGCAGGUAGAGAGAGCAGUUUGGGCAAGUCCUGAACAGACAACGAAGGAUUAGUUGUGCUGUUGAACAUGAAUGCAGUUUACUUCCUAGAAAAAACUAUGGGUUUUAGGUCUCCCGUUUCUACCUUUGGCUUGAGAUCCAAGCCUUGAAUCUGAGGAUGAAAGUCUGCUUGUUGCUUUGUCAGUCUGCGGCUGUCUCUCUGCCUUAACACUACAGCCCUGUUGCAUUGCACUGUGUGAAGGCCAAAUUGGGAAGAAAUAAUAUUCCUUUAGACUUGCUAGUGGUUCUCCUAGGCCAGGGCAUAAAAAAAAAAAGACAGAAAUGAAGGAACAAGACUCGGCCGUUUCUGAAGAAAAAGAAGGCCGUGAUACCACGCUGCCCGAAGGCAGUGAAGAAUCUUGGAAAAGAACAGUGCAGGAGACUUUGGAGAAAGACACGUUCAGCGCAGAGGCUCAUCGCCAGCGUUUCAGGGGCUUCAGCUACCAGGAGGCGGAAGGUCCUCGAGAAGUUUGCAGCCGUCUCCACUGUCUUUCCUGUCAGUGGCUGCAGCCGGAACGACAUACCAAGAGCCAGAUGCUGGACUUGGCGAUCCUGGAGCAACUUCUGGCCAUCCUAUCCGUGGAGAUGUCCAGCUGGGCAGAAAUGCAGAGCAGAGAACAGCUCCCAAGUAUUGGCCCUGGCCGAAGGCUUCCUCCUGGAUCAGAUGGAGCAGAAGAAGGUGGAGGAGCAGCAGCAGCAGCAGAUAAACCAGUUCUUUAUAAAAAUGGAAUAUGGUUUCCCUGCAACAGAGGAGGUUCCGCUGGACACCAUCAUAGGGAAUCCUUUGCAAACAGGGACCCUGCAAGAAGAUCCAAGAGGAAUCACGCAGCCAGAUUCAGUUUAUGUCAAGAAAGUCUUCCGAGGACUUCCAAGGAGUCUUUCACUUAAAAAGCAAGCUUGCAAGAUUCGGAGCGAAUCCUUGGGUGUUGCUGUCCUCUGCUUAUUUCUUGGAUUCUGAACCCAAUCGCUUUCUCUCUUCUGCGUCUGUCAACAUUGGCAGCCUAGGAAAUGUCAUGCUGGAUCAGAUCGAAGACCUGGGCCAGUGGUGGCGAACCUAUGACAUGCGUGCCAGAGGGGGCAAUCGGAGCCCUCUCUGUGGACAUGUGCACCUCACUCUUUGGCUAGGUUUUCACAGGAAAAACCCAUUUCUCAAGCCCCUUCCUAGCCAAAAGAAGCCUCCGGAGUGAGCGCACUAUUUUCAGCUUUGAAUUAUACCAAAUCUGACAUCAGAAACAGACUAACAGAUGACUGAAUGCUGCCCGUGUUGCUCUCAAACUUACAAAGUAUAAGCCAAGGAUCUGGCCACUGUGGAAGAGCUGGCUGUGUAUUUCACUGAGGAAGAGUGGCUUCUGUUGAAUCCUGACCAGAAAGCUCUCUAUAAGCAAAUCAUGGAAGAGAAUUUUGAAAUCCUGACUUCUCUCAGACGUGACCGAUAUAGAAUAAAAGAACAUCCGAUGAGGACAAAAUCAUAUGUGUUUUUGGAGUGCGGAAAAAGUUUUGGUUAUAAGAUAAAUCUUACCUCUCACCGAAGAAUUCACAUGGGGGAAAAAAACCGUACAAAUGCUUGGAGUGCGAAAAAAGCUUCAGUCAGAGCUCCAGCCUCAUUAAGCACAAGCGAAUUCACACGGGUGAGAAACCGUACAGAUGCCUCGAGUGCGGAAAGAGCUUCAGCCAGAGUUCGAGCCUCACCAAGCAUAGACAAAUCCAUACGGGCGAGAAGCCGCACGAAUGCUUAGAGUGUGGCAGGAGCUUCGGGAAAAAGAUCAAUCUCACGUCCCAUCGGAGAAUUCACACCGGGGAGAAACCCUAUCAGUGCUUGGUGGGAAGACUUUCAGUCACAAAAUAAAUCUCAUUUCUCAUCAGAGAAUUCACACGGGAGAGAAACCCUAUCGGUGUCGGGAGUGCGGGAAGAGUUUUAGCCAGAAUACGGGCCUGACAAAACAUCAGAGGACUCACACGGGCGAGAAACCUUAUAAAUGGGGUUUUGGCCAGAAGACAAAUCUCGCCACUCACCAAAGAAUUCACACAGGGGAGAAGUCGUACGCGUGUUUGAUGGGCGGGAGGAGCUUCAGUUACCGGACUGCUCUGACUUACCACGAAAGGACACACACCGAGGGGAAGCCGUACAAAUGCUUAGAAUGCGAAAAGAGCUUCCCUCAGAAAAUCCUGCUCAUGAAGCAUUAUAGAACUCAUUCGGAAGAGAAAGUUUCCUCCUUUUUGGAACGUGACGACGCAACUACGUAUCUCGCUGCUCACCAACCCAUGUUCCAAAAGCCAAAACUGCACAGGUGUCUUCAGUGUGGGAAGACUUUUAGUCGGAGCACGGGGCUCCGGAAUCACCAGCUCAUUCACGCAGGUGGGAACGAGUGUUCCUGCUUGGUCUGUGGGAAAAACUUUGGUCACAAAAUCAUCCUCAGUUCUCACGAAAGGAUUCACACCGGGGAGAAGCCAUACAAGUGCUCGGAAUGCGGCAAGAGCUUUAAUCAUAAGAAGAACCUCUCUAGGCACCACCGAAUCCACACCGGGGAGAAGCCGUACACGUGCUCGGAAUGUGGGAAAUGUUUCAGUCAGAAAAUAGACCUCACCAAACAUCAAAGAAUUCACACUGGAGAGAAACCCUAUAAAUGCUCGGAGUGCGGGAAGAGUUUCAGCCAGCGUACCAACCUUUUCCAGCAUCAGAGCAUUCACACAGGGGAAAAAUACACCUGCCUAGGAUGUGGGAAAAGUUUCAGUCAUAAGAAAAACCUGACCAGGCAUCAAAAAAAUGCACACAAGGUAGAGAUAUUAUAAAUGACAGGCGAGUUGUCAAUAAACUUUGCUAGGAGGAAAAAUUGCUUAUCAAUCAACUGACAUGUGGGAAAACCAGAUAAAUGAUUAGUUUGGAACUCCUUCAAAUUAAAUUUUGAUUCUCAGGCAAAAAUUCAGAGGAAGCAGGCGAUCAUGGGAAGAAUCACACCUUUUACUCAAAUUCCCCCAGCAAUGCGUAGUCUCUCAUUCUAGCGAUGAUUUUUAUUACAUUUUGGUCUUGUUAAUUUUCAUUGUCUUGUUCAUUCAUUUGACCGCAUUUUUUGCAAAUUGCCCUUCAUGUAAGGGUAAAUAACAUCUUUGGAUAGCAGAUUCUAUAUUUUCAAUAUAGAUUAAGAAUACCCUGUUGUUAUCUUAGACCAGUGGUGGCGAACUUGUGGCACGGGUGCCAGAGGCGACACUCGGAGCCCUCUCUGUGGGCACACGUGCCAUUGCCCCAGCCUCGCGACC